UGUGUCUGUGUGUUUAGUGUGUUAGAGGUUAAGAAAUAUAAAGUUGAUAAACAGUAUCCAGUUUUCGAUUUGUUAUUAUCAUUUAAUUUUAUAUUGAUCAUCGCAGCGAAAAAAAUUUUAAAAUGUCCGAUAAGGAUAAAUCAAAACCAUCACAACCCAAGAAUAUUCCAAAAGACGGUCAGGUAAUAAUGGCUAUAAUGAAGGAAAUGGGUAUAACAGAUUAUGAACCCAAAACAAUCGUACAACUUACAGAAUUUGUAUACAGAUACGCCACGUCAAUUUUGGAAGAAGCUCGUAUGUAUGCUAACAAUUCAAAGAAAAAGUUUUCGGAUGCUGAUGCAAGUAACUCAAAGAAAAAGUUUUUGGACGUAGAUGAUGUUCGAUUGGCUUUGCAACUGACAUGCGAGUCGACAUUUACGACUCCUCCACCAAGGGAAGUUCUUAUGGAACUAGCCCAUGUUAAGAAUUAUUCGAUGCUACCUGCAGUAAAGCCUCAUUGCGGAUUGAGAUUGCCACCAGACCGUUAUUGUUUAUCUUCUUGUAAUUACACACUUAAAAACGCCGUAAAGAAAGGUGCCAAGGCAAAUUUCUCUAUAACGGGGGCAACAGGAAUGAAACUUACACCCAAAUCAAAUAUCAGUUUUUUAAGGCGAGCAAAUACUGGCAUUAAUAAGCAAACGGUUACUAUUCCCAAACCAGUUACAAAAAUCGCUACCCAACCUCAAAAGACAAUUGCAAAACCGAAAAUACAAAUAACCCAAAAUGUGCAAAUUGUGCCGGCUAACAAUGGCAUGGAAGGUGAAACUAGCUUGAAACGGAAAAGAGAGGAUGAAUCCGAGCUUGCAUGAAUAUAUUUCACAAAUAUAAUUUACUAUUUGGCAAUGUAUAAUUACAUUAGUUAUAUAUGUCCAACAUAAUUUUGCUGUUUUUUUUAUAUAAAGUUUAUUCUAAGUAAUACAUGUCUUUUCUUAUAUUGAAAGUGUUACUUUUUUCAGACAAUUUAUAUGUAUAAUAGGGUCGAAUUUUUGGUGAAAAUAAA
This is a messenger RNA of Anoplophora glabripennis (Asian longhorned beetle), 1039 nucleotides long. It is a transcript of the gene Taf9, whose product is annotated as transcription initiation factor TFIID subunit 9. The record is from RefSeq and is a predicted model, not a curated record. Bases 123 to 848 code for a protein of 241 amino acids. Gene Ontology annotation, molecular function: transcription coactivator activity; protein heterodimerization activity; RNA polymerase II general transcription initiation factor activity. NCBI's taxonomy places the organism in Eukaryota, Metazoa, Arthropoda, Insecta, Coleoptera, Cerambycidae. Gene Ontology annotation, cellular component: transcription factor TFIID complex; SAGA complex. Gene Ontology annotation, biological process: RNA polymerase II preinitiation complex assembly; DNA-templated transcription initiation. The transcript has a single exon.